AAGUUUUCGAUUUGUGCACCGUCAACCAUUCUCUUUCGUAUGCGUACGUCUUCCGAUUUUGCCGUUUGGUUAAUCACUGCCGUACGGACAUCCACCUUUUAACAUCCAGAUACCUCAACUUAAUAAUUUUUCUUUCGUAUUAUCCGCAAUUUGUAAGCAAUGGCCGCUGGAAAGAAACAGAAAAAGGCUUUAGAAAGUAUCAACACCAAGUUGGCUCUUGUCAUGAAGUCUGGAAAAUGUGUUCUUGGCUUGAAGCAGUCUUUGAAAACUUUAAGACAAGGAAAAUCUAAGCUGGUCAUCAUUGCCAACAAUACAUCUCCAUUAAGAGUAUCUGAGAUUGAAUACUACGCAAUGUUAUCCAAGACUGACGUUUUCCAAUAUUCUGGUAACAACAUUGAAUUAGGUACAGCCUGUGGUAAAUAUUUCAGGGUUGCGACUUUGUCUAUCACCGACCCAGGUGAUUCAGAUAUUAUCAAAACCAUACCUACUGACCAAUCAAACCAAUAAUGAUUGUGUAUUUUGAUUUUUAAUAAAUAUUUUCUCAUGACGUGAAUA
Molecule: messenger RNA, 555 nt
Organism: Sipha flava (yellow sugarcane aphid)
Lineage: Eukaryota; Metazoa; Arthropoda; Insecta; Hemiptera; Aphididae
Gene: RpL30
Product: 60S ribosomal protein L30
Exons: 3
Coding region: 160-507 (115 amino acids)
Cellular component (GO): cytosolic large ribosomal subunit
Molecular function (GO): RNA binding; structural constituent of ribosome
Source: RefSeq, a predicted model, not a curated record